Molecule: messenger RNA, 360 nt
Organism: Thelazia callipaeda (thelaziosis nematode)
Lineage: Eukaryota; Metazoa; Nematoda; Chromadorea; Rhabditida; Thelaziidae
Source: the annotation of a GenBank genome assembly
AUGUCUAUGCCAAGGAUGUGUUCAUUACCAUCUAGCAGUGGUAGUGCCAACAGUACUAGUGUUAGUACCGGAGACAAAGAAAAGCAGCGUUUUGCGGUUGCAUCAGCAACAAUGGCAUUUCCCGGACUGCCAUUUAUGGCUGCAGCAUUUCCCGCAAUUACUCCUACUACUACCGGUAGUUCUGUCUUUCCUAAUCAUAUGGCUGCUCAACUGUCACUGUUUAAUCCGCAUUUGCAACAGUACUACGCAAAUUUUUUACAUCAACAACAAAUUCUGCAGAGUUUACAAAACCAUUCUCCACAAUCCCGAGCAGGUCCAUUUUUCUCUGCAUUAAUACUUUCAAAGAUUGUCUACAAAUAA